Molecule: messenger RNA, 2463 nt
Organism: Candidula unifasciata
Lineage: Eukaryota; Metazoa; Mollusca; Gastropoda; Stylommatophora; Geomitridae
Source: the annotation of a GenBank genome assembly
CAGACGCCAGUGGCACAGAAUGUCUGCGGAUCUUUACGGAGAGAUGGGCAUUGGAAGUGCCUGGGACUGACAUUCAUGAUCGUUGUAUGCCUAGCAACCAUCGCUUGGUGCCAGUUUGACAAAACGGAAAAGACGGUGCUAACCUACUUAGACAUGGCGUUCAGUAACUCGGAUCGGUCGGGCUCGUGCAAGGAAGGAUACAUCUACAUCCCCGUGGCUUGUGUCAUCAUCUUGUACCUGGUCUAUUUGGUAGAGUGCUGGCACUCGCACGCCUGGCUGCAGCUCAAGUACAAGUGUGACAUCGCCUCGGUCUACACGACAAUCAGUAGGAUGCAGGAAGCUCUGCCCGUUAUCUGGUGGAAGGCUACCUGCUACCACUACGUCAGGAGAUCCCGCCAGGUCAUGAGAUACCGAAACGGCGACGCCUUCACCUCUACUCAGAUUUAUUACGAAAGAGUGGAUUCAAAUACAGCAGGGGCAGCCUUCAACUUUACCCGCUGUGGGGUCAAGGACAUUUCACGACCUUUGUCCGACCUGGAAAAGUACCCAGCGGUCAAAAUCAAGAUCAGUAAAGGGUUCUCCUUUGCAAACUUGGACACUGAAUAUGAAUUUGAGGAGCAGCGGUCGCAAUUCUUUCAAGAGCAUGAAACGAAGGAUGAUUACAUGGAAGGGAGGGAGGGGAUGGACUUAAUUAAUGAUCCAAAUAAUUUACCCUGGUAUGUCUCCCGUGCAGUGUUCUGGAUUGGUUCUCUUGUUCUUUUAUCAUGGCCACUUCGCGCUAUUAUUGAGUUUAAGACCGCACAUUUACACUACCACAUUCAUAAAUUGUUUGGAUCAAAUUAUUUAGGUUCGGAUCGCUGUCCCGGGUUGAUUAGUAGAGUCAGUACAAUGAACAGUACAGAAUUUGAAAUGAGUAUACGUAACAAUAACGUUAUAGUUCCUAGCUAUUCGGAAGCCAUGCUGGUAGACAUUCACGAGCAGCAAGGAAGAGAUUACGGAGCUAUCAAAACGUACCCGGUAAAGUUUCCACGUAGUUUGACUAAUGCUACUUUAGCUAGUCGGUCGACUUGGAGAUCUGCAACACCUACUGUUAUGAUGAACCAGGUAAAGAAAUUUAAAAGCUGUAAUGUGUUAGAAAAUGUUGAGUCGACAGAUCCCUCGCUACAGUCUGGCUCUUUCCGUUAUCAUGUUCGGCAACUGAUGCGAGAAAGAGGCAAAAAGCAAGCAAAAACUGCUAUAAGCCUGUCCCAUGGUAAUAUAUCAGGUUUCUUAAGCAACGAAAAUGUAAGACGGAAUCGUUAUUCCAUUGAUACAUCUAACGGUGUGACUUCGUCUGUUUGUAAUUAUCAUUCCAUUGAACCAUCGAACAUGACCUCUGCUUUCUCUAAUGGGGCAUCGUCUAAAACUACAUCCGGGUCAGUGGAGGCACGAUGUUAUGACCCAGAUGUUCAAACUGUUACUUCAUUAGGACCUAAACUGAUAAACAAACACCCAAAGUCGCCACUGAGCAGAUCAAAAAGUGUACCCGAUUCCGAUUCUUCUCAGCGAUAUAUUCUCAGCCACAUACCAUAUUUACAUAGAGACAAACCUCCAUUAGAAUCUAUUUCAAACAGUUCCGACAUCCAUCAAGUAUUAAACUCCAAUCCAACAUCAUCAAACUAUGAGGGCUACAACAAAAAUAUAUUUUCUAGAACAACUACUGCACCCAUUUUCCCGACCACACCACCAUCUCCUCCUGCAUACGAAGAAGCUAUCAAAAUGCGACAGAUCUUUCCCGCUUUUCUUCCCAAGUCAGCAUUAAACUCUGUCGACCAGGCAGCGGAAAUUGGAUUUACAGAAAACUCUUCUUCAGAAUUACCGAUGUCAAAUAUGGCAGUCACUAGAGCACGCAGAGGUCACGGCGAUAAAGGUAACACUGAUUUAGUCCGGCUAGAAGGACCGAUCGAUUCCGAAAUCGAUAUAGGAAAGUCUGAGCAGUCUUCAGAAAGACAAGUCGAUGAUUCGAGGGAGGUCGUUUACCACCUACACACUAGUACAAAUUCAGAAGAAGAAAAACGUUACUCCAAUUCCCAUUUUACCCGCCAUCGAAACGACCAGCAGCAGUCAAACAAGUUGAAAGCUCUUCCAAAAGUCAGUAAGAUAACCCACACAGGCGCUGACGAUUCCGAUACUGAGUGUUUGCACGGAACGUAUUCGGAUUUGGGAAACUUUGACACUGUACCAAGCAGUGAUGAUUGUUUAUCUAACAGAGCGUCACAACAGCGAACUUUCGGAAUCGGGUCGAUAUCCCGUUUAGCAGUGUCUGUGAUUGCUCAAGAUGGCAUGUGUGACCCGACGGGUUCAUUGAAUCAGAGCUUGAACAGUGGCACUCAAUCACCCAGUGUAUCGAAGUCAGCCAUCACUCAAGCUAGAACUUCCGGUCUAGAUAGUUUCUGUAGACAUCGCAUGGAAACGUCAGUCUGA